Messenger RNA from Didymodactylos carnosus, 510 nucleotides. The record is from the annotation of a GenBank genome assembly. Lineage: Eukaryota; Metazoa; Rotifera; Eurotatoria; Philodinida; Philodinidae.
AUGGGAAACUCACAAGUGGCUAAAGUAGUAACAGAUAGUAGUGAUAAAUUACAAGCUGUAGCUGUUUUACACGAUCAACAAAACGGCGUUCAAGGUUAUGUUGACUUUUCUCAAAGCGCCGAUGGUACUGUCACUAUCAGUGGUGAAAUAAAAGGUAUACCAGAUAAAAGUAAACGCGGAUUUCACAUUCAUGAAUUCGGUGAUACAACAAAUGGAUGCACUUCAGCUGGAGCACAUUUUAAUCCCGAUAAAAAUGAUCAUGCUGGACCACAAGAUAAGUUACGUCAUGUGGGUGAUUUGGGUAAUAUUGAAGGUGGUAGUGGAAAUGUGGCUAAAUUUUCUUUUAAAGAUUCUAUCAUUAAAUUAAAUGGAUCAAAUUCAAUUGUUGGAAGGUGUGUGGUCUUGCACGAAAAAGAAGAUGAUCUUGGAAAGGGUGGCAAUAGUGAAAGUUUGAAAACAGGAAACGCUGGUGGUCGUGUAGCAUGCGGAGUUAUUGGUGUAAAAAAAUGA